CGACACUCCAGUGGAUCACCAACGGUUAUCUGGCCAUGAUGCGUGAAAUAGAUGACCAGUUGAAGGACGAGCAAGUAGAUCUCGUUGUCACCCCGGUAGGAGUGGGAUCUCUUGCACAAGCGGCGGUGGAGCACUUUAAGAGGGAAAGGAACACCACAAGUGUUCUAACAGUGGAGCCUGAUACAGCUGCCUGUCUGUGGAAGAGUCUGGUACGGGGCGAGAAGGGUCCCGAGCAGACCGCCGGGACCAUCAUGGCAGGCUUGAACUGCGGCAAUGGGCAUUUCUGCAGGGCCAUGUGGAUCUGCUUCCCUGGCGGCUGUCCGCCGGCUCACUGCUGCCGACAAGACGACGUUGGGCCUCACCCGGGAUUCAGUAGUGGUGCUUCUCUCUACAGAAGGUCGCCGGGACUACGAUACUCCCCUGAGUGUGUUCGCGGAUGAUGCUGUUACCUUGACCCAACAGUUGGUCCAAAUCAAUUCAGCCAGUCCUUCAAUGGGGACAUUGCCAGGUCCGGGUGAGACAGCUAUUGCCCAAUAUAUUGCAGCAUGGCUGGCGCACCGAGGUAUAGAAAGUCACUGGAUCGAGCCGACAAAGGGGAGGCCCUCGAUUGUGGGAAGGGUGAAGGGUUCCGGCGGGGGGGAAAGCCUCAUGUUCAACGGGCAUAUUGACACGGUAACGCUGGUUGGAUACGAGGGCGAUCCGCUGAGUGGAAAGCUCGUAGACGGAAAAAUAUAUGGUCGUGGCGCGGGCGAUAUGAAAGGCGGGUUGGCUGCGGCGAUGAUUGCACUGGCAAAUGCCAAAACACUCGGCCUCAAGGGCGAUGUCAUCCUAGCCGCUGUUGCGGAUGAGGAAGAUGGAAGUCUGGGUACGGAGCAAGUACUGAACGCUGGCUGGCGUGCUGACGGGGCGAUUGUCAAUGAGCCGACUGACCUCGACAUCAUCAACGCGCACAAGGGCUUUGUGUGGCUCCAAGUAGACAUCCACGGGGUGGCAGCGCAUGGAUCCCGCCCAGACCUUGGAACCGACGCCAUUUCCAAGGCUGGAUAUCUCCUGGUGGAGCUCGAUCGGUAUGCCGAACGUCUCCAUCAAUCCCCCGGGGAUCCUCGAACCGGACCAGGGAGCGUGCACUGCUCGAUCAUCAAAGGAGGCGAAGAGGCUUCCUCCUACCCAGCCCUAUGCUCUGUGGUGCUAGAGCGCCGCACCGUGGCCGGUGAAACAGCGGAGACCGUACGACAAGAAGUGCAGAGCUUACUAGACAAGCUUGUCCAUGACGUGUCCGGGUUCAAGUAUGACUUGAGGGUCGUAUUCCAACGACCUCCGUUUGAUAUACCGGCGGAGCAUCCCUUCUGCGCGCGGGUUGGAGACAUCGUCAGCGAAUCUCUUGGCGAAAAGGCGAACUUCUGCGGAGCGUCCUACUGGACGGACUGUGCACUGCUUGCCGCUGAGGGAAUCCCUACCGUUCUCUGGGGACCGCGGGGCAAAGGCUUGCAUGCCAGCGAAGAAUGGGUCGAGGCAGAUUCGGUGCAGCAAGUUACAGACGCGCUGACGGCUAUUGCCCGCCAAUUUUGCAGCUAG
Molecule: messenger RNA, 1575 nt
Organism: Monascus purpureus
Lineage: Eukaryota; Fungi; Ascomycota; Eurotiomycetes; Eurotiales; Aspergillaceae
Source: the annotation of a GenBank genome assembly